This is a messenger RNA of Rotaria socialis, 816 nucleotides long. Lineage: Eukaryota; Metazoa; Rotifera; Eurotatoria; Philodinida; Philodinidae. The record is from the annotation of a GenBank genome assembly.
AUGACAGUUGUGCCAUUUUUAGCAUAUAAAAUUUUACCAAGUCGAACUAUUGUUAGAGAAAAUAUUCGAGUUGAUCAUGUAAAAGAAGAUUUUAAUACUUUAAUACAUGUACUUACGCCUAUAUUGUUUAUUACAAAGACGGGUGUACCAAAACCACCUUUUCUUGAUCCCGGUGUUAUUCAUCAUUUGACAGAUAAACCAGGCACAUUAAAUCUUUUGCAUCUAUUCGGUUGGUUUCCAAAUGCUCGAGGUGAUUAUGCGUUUGUUGAUGCUAAUUCACCUGAAGAAAUAAAUCAACGUGGCGAAAUUGCAAAUGAAUUUCGUCGAUUUUAUGAUGAAUUAAAACAGACCAAAGAUAAAGAUCUUAGUUCAGUAACAAAUUCUCAUGCAAUCAUAACAACAGUACCAUUCUCAGCAUAUUCUAUUAUACCAGCUGAAAAGAUUAUUAGAGAUAAUGUUCGUCUAGGACAUAUCAAAGAAGAUCUUGAUUCUAUGAUACAUGCUUUGACGCCAGUUCUAUAUCUAACGAAGACAGGUGUACCGAAACCACCUUUUCUUGAUCCUAGUAUUGUUCAACAAUUAACAGAUAAACCUGGUACAUUGAGCUUAUUACCACUAUUUGGUUGUAUUACUAAUAAUCGAGGUGAUUAUGUUUUUGUUGAUGCCAAUACAUCAGAGGAAAUAGCUUUACGCGAAAUUGCUUCUCAUGAAAUUCGUCAAUUAUACGAUGAAUUGAAACGUGUCAAGAAUGGUCCAGAUAUUGUUGUUGAAUACUUUCUUAAUCAUCCAAAUAGUGAUGUUUGUAAUGUACAAUGA